Molecule: messenger RNA, 1026 nt
Organism: Etheostoma spectabile (orangethroat darter)
Lineage: Eukaryota; Metazoa; Chordata; Actinopteri; Perciformes; Percidae
Product: gap junction Cx32.2 protein
Exons: 3
Coding region: 173-949 (258 amino acids)
Biological process (GO): cell-cell signaling
Cellular component (GO): connexin complex
Molecular function (GO): gap junction channel activity
Source: RefSeq, a predicted model, not a curated record
AUAUUGUGUCAACGUGACAGCUCGGUGUGUUGCGCAGUUUCACCUGAUCUAAAGUUCAAGGUACCGUGAGCUGGUUUGGUUUGGUUCUGUGGGAUCUCUAGCAUUCAUCUCCAGCUGGGGACCGGCCUGUUUGUCUGCACACAAGCCUUUUAAACUCAAAAGAUCAGAGACCAUGGGAGAGUGGAGUUUUCUGUCCUCUCUCCUGGACAAGGUCCAGUCCCACUCCACUGUCAUUGGAAAGGUCUGGCUCAGCGUGCUUUUCAUCUUCAGGAUCAUGAUCCUCGGAGCUGGAGCAGAAAAGGUUUGGGGCGAUGAACAGUCGAAUAUGAUUUGCAACACCAAACAGCCCGGUUGCAAGAACGUCUGCUAUGACCAAGCCUUCCCAAUCUCACACAUUCGGUUCUGGGUCCUCCAGAUUAUCUUCGUCUCGACACCAACACUGAUCUACCUUGGUCACGUCCUCCACAUUAUCCACAAAGAAGACAAGAUAAGAGAAUAUAUGAAGACCCACUCUAGGGCUGAAAAACUUCCCAAGUACUCUGACGACAAAGGCCAUGUCAAGAUUAAAGGGGACCUGCUGGGAAACUACAUGACCUCCAUAUUUUUCCGGAUCGUUCUGGAGGUAGCGUUCAUUGUUGGGCAGUACUAUCUGUACGGGUUCGUCAUGGUCCCGAGAGUCGUCUGCACCCGAGUCCCAUGUCCCUUCACCGUAGAGUGCUACAUGUCUCGACCCACAGAGAAGACCAUCUUCAUCCUCUUCAUGCUUGUCGUGUCCUGCAUCUCUGUUCUUCUCAACGUAGUAGAGAUCUUCUACCUGGCGUGUACUCGCUCGUGCAGACGAAAGAACACAAUGCCGGCUACCGCCAUCGCCGUUCACCCGCGUUUCAACGGUGACAGCCUGACGAAAAGCGAGAAGCUUAGCCUCCGUGACGGCUCCAGCACAGCCUGAAGAACGCCACUUAGAUCCAAUGUGCAAAAUGUAAACAGUCACAUACCGAGUAGUUACCGAGACAACAGGAGGGCAAA